AUGUCAAACAACAUCAAUCAAUGCACUUGCUCUGCAACGUUUUCGACAAAUGAAGCCUUGAGCAAUCAUGUUGCAGAAUAUCGAUUUCAGGAGAGCUACAUGUCCACCCAGCUUGAGAAAUGCCGAGCCCACGCGAUAGCCACUAGUGACAACGGUAAUGAGGAUGACCACCGUGAGCAAGGCAGUUGUGUUGACAAGUGCGACAAACCAUCUCCCAUGGCCAAGAUCUGUCCUCAUGAAGACUGCGAACGGACAAAACCUUUUACAACAGGGCAGAGGCUUCGGCGCCACUUUCAGCAACGUGAUUUUGUGCACCCUUUCAUCAUAAAACUGUUAGCUAACGUGAAAGUGCAGAUGUCACUUGCGAAGAAACUGGCAAGCGAGUUCAUGAGGCAUGUCGAAGUAAACCACAAGCAAGAAAAUGGCCGAAAGGCAAACUAUAUGCAGAUGACGUAUCAGGAGUUAGCGAGCCAUGUUGCCAAUGAACUGGAUACUGCAAAUAAAACAGCAAGUCUGAGGAGCGCUGGUAAGAAAAGAAGUUGGGAUGUGGCGGACAUGGACGCAGCGCCAUCGAAAGCUCGGAGAACUAAGUUGAACACCAUGAGUGUACGAGGGAUGGACCACACUCAGCAUGCUACUGGCGUAUCAACAUUCUUCUCGUCCAUGCCAUUAGCUACAACCUUCAACCCAAUUCAAGAUGCCACGGGGGGCACAUUGUUGAGCAGCCUGGAAGAUAUUUCAACCCAAGGUUUUCAUCCUGACCUGGUAGGACAAGAAGGGCAGCUCUCUGGCGACACUUACGACGCUCCUCUUUUACAGAUGAUAAGCUCCAUUCCAUGUACCGGAGACAUGGGCUGGGUCGAAGAGAUGAUUGGACAGAAAAUUUAG
Molecule: messenger RNA, 888 nt
Organism: Colletotrichum godetiae
Lineage: Eukaryota; Fungi; Ascomycota; Sordariomycetes; Glomerellales; Glomerellaceae
Exons: 4
Coding region: 1-888 (295 amino acids)
Source: RefSeq, a predicted model, not a curated record